AUGCAUAUUAUUUGUUCCGGAUAUCGAAAUCUCAAGGAACUCAAAUUCAGAGAUGAGACUUCUGCUGUGGCACGAAAAGUCCAACGUCAAAAGCAAGUCGUCUUGAAAUCAUCACCAGCAAUCAAUAUUGCACCGACAGGCCAAAGGUUGCCCGACGAAUCAACUUCAGGCACAGGGAGUUUACAAUGUCUAAAAAUCUCGAGUUACCCCGAAGAACUUGCCCUUGGGUACUUCUUUUUCGUGUUUUCACAAUCCGGCCCAUUCUUGUAUAUGCUUGACCAUACAUCCGCUAUAGUGAUGGAUGAAGACAUCAAACAAGCCAUUUAUGCCCCGGCUCUUGCGUCAAUGGCUCUCGAGCACCGGAACCCAGAGCUGCUGCGGGUCGCGCGCUGCCACUACUCCAAAGCUCUGGCACAGACUAACCAAGAUUUGGGUGAUCCAAAAUUGGCUAUUCUUGACAAAACCCUCCUUCAAGUACUUCUUCUGUCGAGCUUCGAGGCUUUGGUAUUCGCGGGCCGAAGUACACCAAGGAAUUGGGAGCUGCACGUCCAAGGCUCGUUGAAGCUCUUGGUCUUGAGGCAAAAAGAGCAGUUCAAGACGGAACUUGGCCGCAGACUCUUCCAUCAUGCAAGCGUGAACAUACUGACGAACUGUAUAAUGCGUUGUAUUCCGAUUCCCGAGGACUUUUUACAACUGCACGACUACGUCAACUCUGGACUAUCGGGGCUUGACCACCCCAGAGCACAGAUGGUGAACUUCAUCUGCCGGUUCGCCAGAUUGUGGCAGUCCAAACGGGGUAUGUUGGCAACAGACUUUGUGAGGGAAUGUAUGGAGCUUGACGAUCAAGCCGUUCAGAUGAUUGAUAGCCUUUUCGAGCGCUUGCCAUUCGAAGUUAUUGACCUCACUACAUCUGACCAGCGGCGGAGAAGCCCAGAUGCAAAGGUCUGUGUUUACAAAAAUACCAUACACAAGUACGAAUCACAGCAUUCAGCCCGAAUUUAUAACACGGCACGCCUGAUGAGGCUUGUGAUCAAGGAAUGGAUAUUCUGUGUUUUUGACGGGAAUUCCUACGGCCUCAUUCUAGACCAACCGGCCAUAGACGAUCCUCUCGCAGCGGACUGGGGUGGAUUGCCCAUCCAUGCAGUGCUAGAGACGAGCGAGAUAGUCGACGACAUGCUGGCCAGCGUGCCAUACUCGCUCGAAAUAACCAACACGCCUUCAAGUUCGAACGCGCGAGCGCUGGUCUGGCCACUUGUCAAUGCCGCUGCUUCCGAAAUCUGCCCCCCGCUGGCGAGACUGUACAUAAUAGAUCAGCUGAAGGGAAUAGCCGUCAAGUUCAAUCUGGAUCAGGCUAUGCAUGCAGCAAGGAUGCUUGAAGAGCGAGUACCCUUGGAGGGUUGGAUGCAUCUUCUUCAUCUGUCAUAA
Fusarium sp. VM40 is the source of this 1425-nucleotide messenger RNA. NCBI's taxonomy places the organism in Eukaryota, Fungi, Ascomycota, Sordariomycetes, Hypocreales, Nectriaceae. The record is from the annotation of a GenBank genome assembly.